Messenger RNA from Drosophila eugracilis, 4510 nucleotides. It is a transcript of the gene lov, whose product is annotated as protein jim lovell. The record is from RefSeq and is a predicted model, not a curated record. NCBI's taxonomy places the organism in Eukaryota, Metazoa, Arthropoda, Insecta, Diptera, Drosophilidae. The coding region runs from base 172 to 3342 and encodes 1056 amino acids. Gene Ontology annotation, biological process: regulation of transcription by RNA polymerase II. Gene Ontology annotation, cellular component: nucleus. Gene Ontology annotation, molecular function: protein binding; DNA binding. The transcript has 4 exons.
ACGGUUCGAGACAUACACGCGACGCCCACAUACGCCGAGCAUUACCCGUUAGCCGCUACCCGUUAACCGUUGCGAUGUUCAGCGGCAAUCCACAACCCCGCCGCCAAUAGAGUCCAAUACUUGAACGAUCGAGAAAGAAGCUGAGCACCUUGCACGUGACUGGAACGGGGCAUGUUAAAGGACGCCAACCAGGAGUUGAUGAAACAUCGCCCUCUGACGACACUCCCCAUGACCGACUACGCUCGUCAGGUGGCGCCCAUACAGCUGCCUCUGCCGCUCCAACUGCCUCUUCCGCUGACUAUGCCGCUCCCGCUUUUGGCAAAGACUCCGACUACCGAUCACGCCCCUAUGCACUCUACGCCUCCGACAACGCCGCCCACCCCGCCUCCACGGCCCUUGAAUAUGAGUCAAGCGGCAACGGGGGCAACAGAAGCGGCGACUCCCUCAGACCACAGUCCCCCGGCCACACCACCAUCAGAAGGGGCUCCUGCUGCAAGCUCGGCCGCACAGGACCACUACAGCCUGCGCUGGAACAACCACCAGAACCACAUCCUGCGGGCCUUCGAUGCACUGCUGCAGACCAAAACGCUAGUUGACGUAACCCUGGUCUGCGCUGAGACUUCGAUCCGGGCCCACAAAAUGGUGCUUUCCGCCUGCUCCCCCUUUUUCCAGCGCGUCUUCGCGGAGACGCCUUGCAAGCAUCCAGUUAUCGUACUCAAGGACUUCAGGGGCUGGGUGGUGCAGGCCAUUGUGGACUUCAUGUACCGCGGAGAGAUCAGCGUCCCCCAGCAUCGCCUACAGACGCUAAUCCAGGCCGGAGAGUCGCUUCAAGUGCGAGGACUAGUAGAGAGCUCCGUGCCGGAGCACACGCCCACACCGGCCGCCUCGCCUGAUGAUUUCGGGAUAAUGGAGACAUCGAUGCUGUCCUCCAGUUUUGAGGACGAGUCACCAUCAAUGGUCCGACCCUCUGCGGCUGGGAAGCUGAUGAUGCCCUCCGCCCGACUGUUCGGCAGCUCCUCGAACGCUAUGACUGCCCUGAGCCUUCGACGAAAGCGAGAUCAGGACUGUGACCGCGAGUUGGAGAGCGACCAGGAGCUGGGCGGCAGCUCCCCAAUGCCGCGACGCAAGCAAGCACGACCACGCCGCCGAUCUGGCGAUGUUCCCCACGACUUUGCCCUGAACAAGACCGAAACAGAGGCCCUCCAAACUGUGAUCAAGCAUGAGCUGCUCGAGCGAGCGGAAAGAGAUCACGAUGAGGAUAAUGAUCAAGAUCACACCCACAAUGAAGCCAAGAAAAGCGGUUCGUCGUCAGCGGAAACAUCGAUAGACCACACUAAGGAGAAGAAAGCAUUGAAGCCAGAAGGAGCCGAUCAACCCCUCAACCUCAACGAGAGCCACCACCGACUCGAGCUUGACGAUGAGGAGGACGACGAUCAGGAUCAUGAGGAAGAGGAAGAAGAGCAGGACAUUGAAGAGCUUAUUCACACGACCAACGAGCUGAGGCGUCAGGCUGCCGCGGCUGCUGCAAAUGCGGCUGCCAUGUCGCCCACCCCCUCGCCAUGUCCUAGUGACGGGCCCGAGGACCUCUGCACCACCAAGAAGGCCAAGGACGGGAACACCAGUGCCGCCCACUCGUCCGACUGUGAGUCCAAUAACAACAACAGCAGUAAGCUUCAGGACAACAACCAGCGCAUAAUGUUGUCUUUGAAAGACAUCCGCCAACUGAACGCCAACCCGAACCCCACUGCCAUCCACACGCCAACCAGCUGCUCUGGAGGCAACAGCGGACUGCUCAGUUUCCCUCCGCCGGGUCUCCGGCCACCAGGACUCCCGGACAGCCCGCCCUGCCACAUGGAAGCGCUAGAGGCUCAGAUGCACGCGGCAGCGGCUGCAGCCGUGGCUGCUGCUGGUGCGGGCGAGCAUCCCUUCCACCACAUGGAGCACCAGAUGGAGAUGUCCUUGGCUGCAGCAGCGGCAGCGGCUGCAAUGCAUCAGCGAGAGCCACGGGAUCCUCGAGACCCGCGCGACCACAGCGCCUUCGGAAGCAAUCUGUUGGGGCCAAUGGGGAUGCCCCCAUUCGUAGGACAUAACGGGGGACAUCCGGGCAAUAGUGGCCCAGGAAACGGAUGUCCCGGACAGGCUGCCCAUGAACGACUCGAAGAGAGUAUGAAUCGUCUGAGCAAGGAGCUCGGAAAGGAGUUUGGGAAGGACUUCGGCAAGGAGUUCGGGAAGGAGUUCGGGAAGGAGUUCGCCCCGGCAUCGCCGAUGAGUCUGCCAGGGCACUUCAAUGCACCGGAUGGACCUCCGCAUCCGCCGUCACCACUGCCCUUUCCUGGCAUGUCCUCUGCGAUGACGCUGACGCCGCCGCACAUGUUCGGCCUGGACUCCCCCCUCGGACUCUUUCCGCCCGGAAUGGAUCCUGGCAAGCUGUACAACCCACUAAUGGAAAUGAGCGAUCCAAGGGACAUGCCAGGCGGACCGCCUCCGUUCCUAAAAAAGAAAAUGCCACGACCAAAGGGACAACACUCGGCUCCUCGCGGUGGUCCGCCUCGCUCCUGGACCAACACAGAACUGACGGAGGCACUGCAGCACGUGUGGAACAAGAAGAUGACCACGUCGCAGGCCUCGCGAAUUUUCGGUAUCCCCUACAACUCUCUACUUAUGUACGUGCGGGGCAAGUACGGAAAGAGCUUAAAGCUGGAGCAGCUGCGCAAGGACUGCAUCAGCGGACCACCGAUCGAGAUGCUGCAAAUGGGCAUCGGAGGAGGUAGUGGUGGCGGCAGCGGAUCCAAUAAGAGCGAGAAGAGUAAGGAGCGCAAAGAGAAGGAUAAGGACAAGAAUUCUGCGAGCAACAACGCCUCAGGUGGGUCGAACAAUGCCCAAGGUGGAGGUCCGACCCCUGGCAACGGAUCUUCAAUGCCGCAUCCCGGAGAACUAGGCCCUCUGGGACCGCUAGACCUGGAGCUGGGUCUCCCACUUGGUCCCCCUGGAGGUCCACGCAGUGGCAGUUCCGAGCCCGAUCUACUGAGCGGCCCUAACGCCCUGUUCAACCCUUUCAACCCGCAGGGCUUCUACCCGGACUUCGCCGGCGGCUUUCCCGGCCUCCCCUUGAGCAUGUUGAACCUGCUGCCACCGACAGAGCGUCACCACGCAGCGGCCGCCAUGCAUCACCUGGGCGUGACAAUGGACGAGGACUGCAAGUCUGUGGGCUCGAAGCAGUCCUCCUCCAUGGACGACGACUACGCGGGCCCUGGGAUGCCGCUCUCGCUGGAGCAGCGCAGGGAGAUGAACGCGACGGGCCCUCCAAUUACGCAGUCAAACGGGGGAGCAGGGCAAGAUUGAAACUUGUGGCGGGAUUGGGCAACCGGAGCUGCCAGCACCAAUCCAAUGUACUUCCCUGCUUUCGAUCCGGACCACGAGCAGAACCCAACGUCGCAGUCUCUGCCAACACGUCCCUCCGUGCACCAAAUGGCCUGCCGUGAGCUCAGCUUUAAGCCGGACCUGUUCAUGGCCAGGCGCAAGCUAAAGCGCUUCCGGGCCAAGCGCCAGCUCCAGGCGCAGAUGGAGACGCAGCCGGCAGCCGUUCCCGCUCCUUGUCCUGUCAGCCACACGCUGCCUCCGCUCCGGACUUGAAUGUGAACUCGAAUGCAAUAUGUCUACUAUUAGUUGAUUGUUUUUGUUUAGAGGCCCCGAUGGACUUUUGAUUUACGAGGAUUCGGUUUCCUUUUGUUUAAGCAAAGUUGUGUAUAUUUUGCUGGUGCUUUCAGUUCCUAUUCCCGAUUACAUUUUGAUAUUUUGCAGUUAAUUUUAACUUUAAUUUUAAGUAAUCCAAUAUGACAAAGCUUACAAAGCAUUUGAGGCAAUACGUGAAACAUAUAUUACUCCCUGUAUUAUUGUAUAAUUUAAGUGCGGAAGGAUUAUAAUCAAAAUGAGAGAAAUUCGGAGGAGAAGAAAAGUUGUAUAUAGGCGGAAAUCCAAACCAACAAGCAGCAUUAUCUCUGGUGAGGCUGUGGCACCGACUUCCCCGACCCGCUCGGUCGGGGAUUGAGGCGGAGCAACCUCACUGCAAUUAGUAGUAUCGACGAUGACUGUACCAAAAUUUUUAAUGUUAUUUUAUAAAAAACGAAAAUAAGUUGUAGAGUUAAGUGUUCUCGUAGGCAAUUCGUAUUUGUAUAGAAAACAUCAGCACCAACGUCCUCACUCAUAGUUGUGCACUCUCCCCUCGCCCCUCACCCCUAACUCCACACUCCUCACCACCCAACACACACAUGCACAUUCCUAGUUAAUCGCAACGCCGCUUUGUAAAUCCCCGCCAACCUCAUGGAUGCCCCCAGAUCUGUCCGUUUUGUAAUCUUAUUUGUAAAGAAGGCAGCAGCCAACCGACAAAGAGGCCCACAAAGCGACACCUUCCCGCGCAGUGUUGAUAUAAGCUCAAAUAACAUAUUUUAAUAUUAACUACUAAACAGGAACUUAUGUAAGUAAAUAAUAUUAAAGUGUAUGCAUUACAAUA